AUGUGCGCACUAGCAUGCCAUCUGCUCUAUGACUUGGCUCUACCGCGAAUGAUUUCAAGAGUGGGAUAUCCGUCAUGGAGGUCUGUGGUAACGAUUCGCAGCUUCUGUAUGUUCGCGUCUGCUCGAGAGUACACUUGUACACUCUUUUUGCAAGACCUCUGCCUCGCGAUCAUCGGUGGUCUGUUCAAUACAAUGGACAGUGUAAAAGAGAUACUUCCCUCCAUCAUCGAUCUUCUACGCAGUGCAAAAAACCUCCGAUGCCUCGACUUCGACUCCCUCGAACAACUGCUCUCCCUCGAUGCCCGCGUAGGAGAUGCAGUCCAAGCGCUUCCCAGGCUACAAUCGCUCAAAAUCACCUUAGGAAUGCACACCUACUCCUUCAUGACAUUUUUCCGAACUCCGCUCCGAAGCGUCACGCUUAGAACAAUUCCUUUUUUCAGGGAGGCACCCUUUUCUAUAUGGGCGCUCCUGGCUAACUUCCGCGACUCCUUGGAGAAAUUACACUUGUUGGGAGGCAAAGUUAACGACAACGAGGACGGCAUGCACUGGCCGCUGAUGCAAAACCUCACAAUCAGUUACGCCAUUGUUAUGGCUCCUGUUGCACAAUCUCUUCGACCAAUCCUAUCCAGAGCCUUCCCCCAGCUGCGGUCGCUUACACUGUCGAACAACAAGUAUAUGAAUGAGAUACAACAGCGCGAGGACCUGAUAGACUCGGCUACCUGGCAGAGCUUGGAUUUCCUCGAUAUCAGCGCUGCGGCCUUGCCUAUGCUGCGUAUCACCUGUCCUGUUGCCCAUAGACCUCCCCCCCAAUAUGGUCUCGCAUCUCGCGAAGGCUUGCACGCACUUGCGUUACCUUACGAUGGAGUUUUGUGGUUUGCUGCCAAAAGAGGAUUGGGCCAGGGCAUUGUCGGCUUGGAAGUUCACGCGCUGUGUAUACUGCUGGAUCUUCCUGGCCGUGACGUGCCUCAAUGCGGACAGGAUGCGCUAGGCUUUUGCCCUAUCCUCGCGAUGAGUAUCACAUCCCUCCGUUACAUCUCUGUCGAGCCCGCUACUUCCACGCCGCAGGCCCCACGCAAAUGGUGGCGGAUAACGCGGUAUGACGCCCAGACUGAACCAUAUCUGGAACAGCUCACGAUGCCGAUGAGUCGGACCAUUGAAGAUGCUCUGGAUCAUGUGGAUUAUACCUCGCCGUCUUGGGUGGAUGAUAUUGAUCAUGCGUACCGUAGGGAUAAGGUGACUACGAGGGAGAUACACUGUAGUGCUAACACCGCAAGAGCGGUCAACAGCAGCGUGUGA
Postia placenta MAD-698-R-SB12 is the source of this 1296-nucleotide messenger RNA. RefSeq lists its product as hypothetical. Lineage: Eukaryota; Fungi; Basidiomycota; Agaricomycetes; Polyporales; Adustoporiaceae. The transcript is spliced from 4 exons. The record is from RefSeq and is a predicted model, not a curated record. The coding region runs from base 1 to 1296 and encodes 431 amino acids.